AUGUCACUAUACUUUUCUUCCAACAACGAGCAGUGGCCGACGCUGGAUGUUUGCAUGGCUGAUACGGUCCUGUGUACCAAGGCUGACUGCCGCAACUUGAAGCAAGGCACUCAGCCACGGAAGGCCAACAAAAACUGCAUACAACGCAACUGCAAGCAGUGUUGUGAGGUGGCAGGAGGGUGUAGGGUCCACCGAGUCGCAGCCGCAUCUUCUCUUGUUGCUACUCAACAGCAUGAAAACUCGAUCGUACCACCACUUGCCACCAUUAACCCCACUUACUACAUCGAAUUCAUCGUCAGCGAUACUCAGUCGCUCCCAGCCACUUCACGAAACUAUGCUCGGCCAUUAGACCUCAAUUACACACGGAACUAUGUUCUUGGGCACCAGCAGACAUUGGUGGCUGAGCAACGCUUUCAAGCUGACCAAAGUCUGAGUAUUAUGAUCCGCAAUAUGAUUGAUGUAGUGCUCUGGUUGAAGAACAAUGAACCUCCCCACCUCGUAAAGCUUACGUGCACCACACCUGGAAAGUUCGUGCCAGGAGACCAUCCGCUAUUGAUGAGAUUUGAGCUCGGAGACUACAUUGCAGUAUAUUGCAGUGAUCAGCACACCUGGAUUGAGCAAGAUAUCAAGACUCCGCUUCUCAGUCCCCCCAAUUCAACCAUCCUCCUGCGUUCUAUUGAUCUGACCGACAAUCAUAUGCUACUCGGAUUUGCCGAGAGGGUUUUAUCUCUUAGUUGUGCACCUGCAACUGUCCAAUCUCCGUCAAAACGAUCCUUUAGUGCCACGGGUAUGCAUCUGUUCCGAUUGGAUGGGAUGACCUCACCAUUGAAGCGGCAGAGGAAUGCCAGUAGCAACAACCCCGCGGGCCCGGUUCUCAUCUCUCGGCAGUCGCCCAUUCCUUUACCACUCACUAGCCUAUUGCCAAGUCCCACUGUGACAUCACCUCUGUCACUCGCUGCCGGCGACUUAGACACGUCACCUGUAGUAGUGCCUGCACCAGCCAUGGUCCAACCCAACACUACCAUCCCUGCAGGCGCCCGAGCACGAUUUCCCUGGAAGUACACAUGUGAUAUGGUUCCCCGGAUUCAGCUCUUCAUCAAUGUAUCAGAUGAUCAAAUGAUCCAGGCCCUCUUCGCUACUACAUUUCCAAAUUGCACCUAUGCCAAGGCAACUUUUUAUAAGCAUCGCGCUGCUUAUCGGGCAGCUAUCGAGAAUUCGAGUGAUAGGGUUGAACAUGCUGUCAAUGCAGGAUAUAGCCCUGCCGGCCAGUGGAACACUCUCUUGGCCAAAAUCAAAGCUAAUGCAGCUCCGAGUCUUACUGGUAGUAAUGGCCUGGGUAGCAUCUCAAACUCGGACACGAAGUCCUACCCCACCUCCGAGUCUACCAAUGAACUCAUCUACCACUGA
Molecule: messenger RNA, 1407 nt
Organism: Suillus plorans
Lineage: Eukaryota; Fungi; Basidiomycota; Agaricomycetes; Boletales; Suillaceae
Exons: 6
Coding region: 1-1407 (468 amino acids)
Source: RefSeq, a predicted model, not a curated record